ACGGCUAGAUCUGUUCCCGCCCUAUUAUAUACAAUAUAUGUGUAUAUAUAUAAUGUAAUCCAUAGACGCAGAAAGCAAGGCGAAGCGGAUCCAAAUCCACCUUUCCAACUCACAGCAGACCCGCCCAACAAUCAUUCCUCUCUCUCCCUCUCCCUCUCUCUGGUCCAUCUCCAUUGAAGCCCACAUCAAGAAGCCAUGACCAAGAUCGAUGCCCUUCGUCGAUUCCUCCUCCCUUGCCUAAGCCCCGCCUCCGCCACCACUUCCGCCACUAUCUCCGCCACCCCCAAGAAACGCCUGAGCACCUCGCUUCGUAACGACGCACAAGAACCAGCCCUGGAACCACAGGACUCCACUGCCGCCGACGACUUCACCCCCACCAUUGCCGCAGCCGCCCCACCAAGACCCUCCAAGACGAUGGUAAUCUGCACCAUCUUCGGCCGCCGCCGUGGCCACGUCUGGUUCUGCGUCCAACACGACCGCCUCGCGACCCGACCCGCCCUCCUCCUCGAGCUUCCCAUCCCCACCCACCUCCUCGUCCAAGAAAUGCGCUGCGGGCUCGUCCGGAUCACGCUCGAAUGCGAUGCCCGACCAGAAUCCGAUAUCACUUCCUGCCCGCUCCGCUCAGUCCCCGUAUGGACCAUGUUCUGCAACGGCCGGCGACUCGGGUUUGCCGUCCGGAGAAAGGCCACGGAGACAAACCGGCUCAUGCUGAAGACCAUGCAGUCCAUCACCGUCGGAGCUGGCGUUAUUCCGGGCGGGUCCGGAUCGGGUGAAAGCAAAGAAGAACUCAUGUACAUGCGUGCAAACUACGAAUGCGUGGUAGGGGGUCCGGAUUCCGAGUCAUUCCACCUGAUCAACCUGGACGAGUGCCCGGGUCAAGAACUCAGCAUCUUCCUGCUGAGGUCCAGGUGAUUGAAUUUUGGGUUACAGAGACUGAUUCUGCACCAGUAAUGGGAAGGCUGAAAAGUGAAAACUCAUCAGUUUUCUUUGCCUUAGAGCUGCAAAUCUUUGAUUCUCUUCCAAGAUCUAUCAUGGAAAACUUCACCAUUAAUUUAUAUAUAUGGAGUCUGUUUCCGUUGGUUCUUUGAAAUUGAGAUUGUACAGAGAGAGAUGAGGUUUGUGAGUCUUACUUUCGCAGUCAAAUUUAAUUCUUGCACUUUCAUUCCUGUUUUUUCUUGUUCCAUGAUCGUGGAAAAUUAUGUAAAAAUGUUAAUUUUUGAGAAA
Molecule: messenger RNA, 1224 nt
Organism: Diospyros lotus (date-plum)
Lineage: Eukaryota; Viridiplantae; Streptophyta; Magnoliopsida; Ericales; Ebenaceae
Product: protein MIZU-KUSSEI 1
Exons: 1
Coding region: 196-912 (238 amino acids)
Biological process (GO): hydrotropism
Source: RefSeq, a predicted model, not a curated record